Molecule: messenger RNA, 1400 nt
Organism: Neltuma alba
Lineage: Eukaryota; Viridiplantae; Streptophyta; Magnoliopsida; Fabales; Fabaceae
Exons: 5
Coding region: 228-908 (226 amino acids)
Source: RefSeq, a predicted model, not a curated record
ACUCGGUACACUCCAAUCUGCAAGCUCCGAAGAACGGCAACCUUCCAUCCCGACAUUGAUAGGCUCCGUGUUUUCACUUUCAGUGUACUAAUUCUGCAACACUAAUUUCACAUUUCAUAUUACGUCAUUUUCAUGCUUUGUCUUAAAAUUGCUCAACAAUCUAGCCUUUCGAAUGAGAAUAGGCUCUUCUCUGGAAAUAGUGAGGGAUUUGUUUCUUCUAUGAGACUAUGGCUAAGCGAAGAGGCAAGAGAACAGUUAAAAGAACUGAACCGGUAACUGAAUCCAAUGGUGUCGGUACUGAAGAUCCAAAGGAGCCUCAAGUUCGAACACAAGGAGCUCUGUUUAUCGACAUUGAACUCGAAGUCCAGCGACAAAUUGCUGCUGUUAGGACUGUACGUGACGUGGAGAUUGAACAUUUACUGACUGAAUUGCGUUUGCAUCGGUCAUACUUUAACAAGGAACUGCUCCAGAAACCCGUGCUACAAUUCUUUGAAGAAAAUUUCCCAGAUCUUUCAGUUGUUAAUGAUGAAGAGAAUAAGAAAUUUGAGGUUAGAUGGAACGAUAAAUACAGUAGAUUGUCCAUGAACUGUGCUGAUCAAAGAGAUGUACACGCUUCUUUUCUGCAUAAGUUGUCUGUUGCUCAUCCUGAGUGCUCUGCGGUAAUUCCUUCUUUGGGUGGCUAUGAAUAUUCUAGCAAAGCAGGAAGAACAAGCCUUCUUGGUGCUCUGCACUUCAACGAAUUUGAGCCAUCUGAAACUCAGACUCUCACAAUGCAAGAUUUUCCUCAUACUCCUGUGAGUCACAGGAAGGUUGACAGCCUGCUAAAGUUAAACGGAGAAAAUCAUAGUGAUGGAUAUUUCGUGUGCUCUGCCCAAAUACCAUUUACUUUGAGGAUUACUUUUUGUUAGGUUUUGGGGAUUGGGGGGAUUGAGCUUCAGAGGUUGUUUCUCAACAGACAAGAGGACCCAAUGCGAAAAAUCAUUUGGCCUUCUAGCUCACUCAGAUAUUGAAAUAGGUUGCAGCCGGAAGAGACAGUCCUAACUCCUACCUGGCUGAGAAGUUGUCUGACUAAUGCGGUGUUCUCUUUGAUGUGUGUAUGGCCAGAUCGCGUUCAGAAUUCUGAGAACCUGAAUGCAGUUCCUUGCAUAUCCUUUUGUGAAUGAGGGCAACCAGAGUUCAGCAUUGGAGCUUUGCCCCGACUCUUAUCCUUGCAUUUCUCUAGUCCAAAUACCAGUUUAUAAGUUCAGGAUAAUUUAAUACACAACAUCUGCGUUGAAUACUCUAUUAUUAUAAGUUGUGUAAUAUAUAUGAAUUUUUAAAUAUAUAACUAAAUAGCGAUUUGUUGUUAUGGAUAAAUUUGCACCUGUGCCCAAAAAAAAAGGGAGAUAAAUUUGCGCCAA